CAAUACAAUACACGUAAUUUCAGUCACAACAUCAAACGGCGCACAGUCGCGGUACACGUACUCAUUAUCGAUCAAAAUCACUUCGCAAACUCCAUUUCCGUCUCUCCUCGAAAGUUCAAGCGAUUGAAUGUUGGCUUACUCUGCUAUUAUCAGAAGGCAACAGUUCUUGAUAAGGUCGUUGGGAGGUUACAGUAACAAUCACAAUUAUCAACGGAACAGAAUGCAUUCUAUGAGCCUAGAGGCCGACGCUCUCAACAUCCUCAGAUCAAUCACUCCAAACCUUGACCCAACCAGGCAUAAAGGCCAAGCUGGGAAGAUAGCUGUUAUUGGUGGCUGUCGUGAAUACACAGGUGCUCCAUACUUUUCUGCUAUAUCAGCUUUAAAAAUUGGUGCAGAUUUGUCCCAUGUCUUCUGUACUAAAGAUGCAGCUCCAGUUAUAAAGGGCUACAGUCCCGAGUUAAUUGUGCAUCCUGUCUUAGAAGAGUCUUACAAUGUUAGGGAUGAGGACAAAGGAUCAAUCGCAGCCAGGGUUCUUGCUGAUUUUGAUAAGUGGAUGGAAAGAUUUGAUUGUCUUGUUAUUGGUCCAGGCCUUGGAAGAGACCCAUUUCUUCUGGACUGUGUGAGUGAUAUCAUGAAGCAUGCAAGGCAGUCAAACAUCCCGAUAGUCAUAGAUGGGGAUGGGCUCUUUCUUGUUACAAACUCUCUUGGUCUGGUUAGUGGUUAUCAGUUAGCUGUCCUGACCCCAAAUGUCAAUGAAUAUAAGCGUCUUGUUCAGAAAGUGCUAAAUUGUGAAGUAAACGAUCUAGAAGCUCACGAGCAGUUAUUAUCUCUAUCCAAAAGGAUUGGUGGGGUAACCAUUUUAAGGAAAGGAAAAUCUGAUCUCAUCAGUGAUGGAGAAACAGUCAAAUCAGUGAGCGUCUAUGGUUCUCCUCGACGCUGUGGAGGCCAGGGUGAUAUACUUUCUGGAAGUGUUGCUGUAUUCCUGUCUUGGGCGCGUCAGUGUAACUUGGCUGCUGAAGGGAAAUUGAGUAUGAAUCCAACCAUGUUGGGGUGCAUUGCUGGGUCUGCUUUAUUGAGGAAGGCAGCGUCAGAUGCAUUUAAGUACCAUUAUAGGUCAACCCUCACCAGUGAUAUCAUUGAGCGCUUGGGAAUAUGUUUUGAGGAUAUCUGCCCAUGCCGUUAAUGCCUGAUAAUGAGAGGUGAAAUUGAUGGUCGUGGCCUUCGUCAGGGUUAAACUGCCAUGGUGAGGAACUAUGACCUGUGCUUUCCAAACUACACUUUGUCGUCGCCAUCUUCUUCAGCUUGUUCUUCAUCUUCCUGGUCGUGUACGAGUUCAAAUUGUCUUUUCCCUCUCGUUUGAGGGUUAGUCAAUAAAUUUAAGUGCACUUGUUCACUCUUUUUAGCAAGAGUAGGGAAUAAUAUAGUUGUGUCAAGGGCGCGUGAAGUUGUCAUAUAGAGAUGUGAAGUUUAGAUGAUGCAAAUGCAGCACUUUUUUUGUUUACAGAAGUCUCUCUCUACUACUUGGUGUCGGCUUUCUAAAAAAUGGAGGAAGAGACUCCUAUUCAGAUUUAGUUUUUUAUUAUUCACCGGGGAAGUUUAUUAUUAGCAUUUUCAUUUUCAUUUUCAACUUUCCCAAAUGACAUGACAUUCAUGUUACAUGACAGCUUCAAUAAGGCAUUUCAAUUAUUAUAA
Messenger RNA from Cornus florida, 1692 nucleotides. RefSeq names its product ATP-dependent (S)-NAD(P)H-hydrate dehydratase. Lineage: Eukaryota; Viridiplantae; Streptophyta; Magnoliopsida; Cornales; Cornaceae. Gene Ontology annotation, biological process: metabolite repair. The record is from RefSeq and is a predicted model, not a curated record. The transcript has 11 exons. Gene Ontology annotation, molecular function: ATP-dependent NAD(P)H-hydrate dehydratase activity. Bases 128 to 1183 code for a protein of 351 amino acids.